CCGGAGUGGUUCUGUAGGAUGUUAAAAAAUUUUUGAUUACCUGUCCAGAUGUCCCUUCGCCUCCCCCUGUCAGUAUUACUCGUUUAAAGGUGUCCACAAAUCAUUCUGCUUGUCCGUUCGAUUGCGGAUGAUAGGGUGUAGGACGAAGAUGACUCAUUCCAUUUGCGCUACAGAAAUACUUAAACUAUUCGCUGAUGAAUUCACUGAGUUCGCUGUUACUGCCUUCAGUGAUUCACUUUCAGUUGUAUGUGGUGAUUUCAAUUUAUGUGACUGUAGCUUCCUUUCGUCACUAGGUCACCAAAACGUAGUAGAUUUUCCUACUCGUUUGGAUGCUCAUUUAGACUUCGUUUUCAUUAAUGAUGUGGAUAUAUAUGCGACUCGUAAACGUGCCCCAUUGUCUAGCUCGGACCACUGUAUAAUUCGUGUUCUAUCUACAGUAUAUGGAAAGCAUGGGAAGAGUACACUCUUACAUCAAACCAAGAAAGUCAAAUAUAGGAAUUACUCAGAAGAAAAUAUCCGAAAUCCGAAAAAAACGUGUUUCAUACGACUAACUGGCAAUUAUUUACAGAUGACUCACUGGAAAACACUACUGAUGUUAUCACUUGUUACCUUAAAUUCUGUUCUGAUAUUUGUUGUCCCACUGAAACCAUUUUUGUAAGUUUUGAUCGACUUACAUUUACACAACUAAAACGACUACGGAGGAAGAAUAAGUGAAUGUACAAGGAGAACUCUAAUGAAGUUCGUAUGCUAAAUGGUCUGAUAAACCUAGAGAUUAGACAUCUCAACUCUAUGUUUACUCAAAUACUCUCCAAGUAUGUGGAAACUGUUUAAAGAACUCACAGGUGACAGACAGUUUAGAAGCGAUAACCAGCUGAAUGUUUGUGACUUUGUAGUGACUCACAUUUAUCACGAGAACACGAUUGAUUUAUUGAAAACAACUAUUAUUAUAACCAAUUGUACCAGUGACUGUUUUAAUGUGCUUUUGUUUAACUGUGCUAUAAAGCAUCCAUUAUUCUUACACUUUGAUCGUGACUUCGCGCAAAUUCGGUUACGUUUUGUAACCAAGCUUCUAUCCUGGCACGAUCUCAGUAUCCUUUCGAUACCACGAGAUCGCCAGCAAAUAUAUAUCGACUUGGUCCAUUAACUGCCUUCUGAUAUUUGGCUUCCGGGGGAUUUUAUGGAUUUCGUUGGUUACGUUCAACCUUCGCCUUCUGAUUCAUUUGGCACGCGAUUCUUUGUAGCGGUGUUCAUAGUUAAUCUCGACUAGACGCCACACUACAACUUAAAUAAGUCUUUUGUACGUCAGUCAUCUGAUGUGAUGCUCCCUUUAUCCACAGGUUUAAAGAAUAGCUGUGUUCCCAGUUUCACUGAAACUGAUGUACGAAGAUGUCACCAGUCGCUUAAUUCAUCUCGAUGUUUGGGACCUGAUGUUAUCCCAAACCUCAUUUUUAAAAAGUGUGCUCACGUCCUAUGUUAUCCGUUCACAGCUAUAUUUAACAGAUCCUUCUCAUCUAAUCUCAUACCGAAAAUGUGGAGAAAGAUGAAAAUAAUCCCUGUACCAAAGAAAGUAUCUGGUGAUAAGAAUGUGAAAUUUAGACCUAUUGCAAUAACUUCACCCUUCCUCAAAACCAUGGAAAAAUUAUUAGUACUUCCACUUGAGCCCGCGAUAAAAGAGCAUAUUGAUCCAUAUCAGUUUGCUUACAGACGCAGAGAAGCACUUUAGAUGCUAUUGCUGUUCUGCAUCACAACAUAGUGUUCAACUUAGAAAAGGAUCAGAAGUAUGUUCGAUGUGCUUUUCUGGACUAUACUUCAGCUUUUGAUUCUAUACCAAGACAGCGUUUACUUAACAAGUUAAUCAGCGUCAACACUGACAGCUGGAUAACCAACUGGCUAUGUUCCUACCUGUCUAGAAGGGAACAGUACACUGUAUUUGGAGGAAAGUGUUCAGAGUCUCUACUGUCUCAUGAAGGUGUAAAUGGUAUUCGAAUUAUCGUAUGAACUAGGAAUUCCAGGAUUAACGCAAUUGAAUUAAGAAGACACAGGCACAAACGAAUGUAUUGUAUUUAGAAUUCGAAAUCAAGCAUUCAACAAGUACCAAGGUAUCAUUAGUCCAUUCAAACACCACAUCCGCCACAGCUUAAAUAGAAGUAUAAGUGUUUGUAAUCGGUUGUACGUCUUCUGAGUCUGUCCGACAUUGUAUAAGAUAAAAACUUUGUAGUAUCUAGAAAGUGCUCAUUAGUAUUGGAAUUGACGAACGAAAUCGGAACAGACUCACCUGGAAUUGUAUACAAUCAGCAUAUCGGUUUUGUAAUGAAAUCAUUAAUAUCUAGAAUUUGAACCAUAGAUUUUUCAACACUAUCCUCCCCCACGAAAUAAUGUUGGAUCUUUAUAUCCCCAAGUUAUGAAUAAUGUGGCUUCAUUUAAAACAUAUUUCUCACAUUGUUUAGAGUAAACAUUAGAACUGUUUUUGUGAUAAGGGUAAACAGCAGUUGAUAUGAAAUCAUCCGAAAUGUAAUCAAACUCGAGGUCACUUAGUACUCGUGCUUCGCAUUGAGCAGGUUUUUCACAAGGAUCAAAUACAUUAUGAGGAUAAGUAAUAUAUGAUAUGACAUCAGGAUUUGAUUCUUCCGAAAUAUUCUCAUGGAAUUCAUUAGGACUGUCAUUGCAGAGCGUAGGAUCGUUAGAAAAAUCAGCAUCUAUCCAAACCACAUCAGGUUUUCGAUCAUGAUUAGGUUCAUUUAACAUAUUUUCCUCAGAAUUGCAAGUAAUUUCAUUAGAAAUAUGUGAAUCAUUAGGAAAAGUCAUACCUGGUACAAUAGCAUGAGAAUUCUGAUAAAUCGGUUCCUUAGGAACUGUUGUCUCACAAGAAUUCUGGAUUUCAUUUAACUCUAAACUGCCAUAUGACUCUGCACUGUCUUUUGAAAUCGUUGAUAAAGAUAAAUGAUCAUCAUGAAUACUCGACUCAGUAGAAUCAGAAUUACAAGACUUAAUAUUAGUUGCAGUAAGAUGAACAUUAACAUUACAAACUGACUGAACUUAUCUAAUAUCACGACAUUUGAAGCACUUAUAAUUACGAAAUUUACAUGAAUUAGAAGGGUGGAACUUGCAACAGAACAAGCACUGACCAAACUUGUCCCCAUCCUCGUGAACUGCAUCCAAACUCAAUGAAUUGUCUGCAUAACCUUGAGUAUGCACUGGGUUGGGAUGACGUAGUAAUGUAGUGGACUUUUUUAUAUCCUCAUGAAUCAUUUUACGAAAUCUUCCUCCUUUACGACAUUCGAAAUUUGCAUACUGAGAAUAGUCUAGCAGUAGAUCCUUGAGAGCUGUAUAAGAAAGCGAAAUGGGCUUUUCCGGCAUAGCCAGAGUUCUUAAUAAGCCGUAUGUUUCUUUUCCAAUGAAUGUGAGGAAGUGUGCCACAAUAUUAACAUCCUCAUCAUCUUCCUUGGUCAUAGCCCAGAUUUCGAACCUUUCAAAGUAAUCUUCAAAAGCUUCCGAAGUUGAAUGAAUAUCUAACUUUUCCAUUGCAGGCUCCAUCGCAACGCCAAUAUGGUAUUCGAAUUAUCGUAUGAACUAGGAAUUCCAGGAUUAACCCAAUUGAAUUAAGAAGACACAUGCACAAACGAAUGUAUGGCACGGUUUAAACGUUAGGUCCUUUUGAAAUGUGCCCGCCCUUUCGUUUCAACGACCUUGAACGGCUUGACUAGAGGCGGUCAUUCCGUAUUUCAAUUGCCGUGGGUUGGUUGGAUUGCAUGAGUAUCAAGUUUUUUCAUAUAUAAGUCAUCUUAUGCUACAUAAAAAAGCACGAAAUAAAUACCAAAACCAUUAAUUUAGCGUUCUCUGUUUUGUAGUGUACACUUUGGCUCAGUUGUUGCUCUGUAAUUUGAUCUUUGAUCCCAACAACUGUAGUAAAGCUCAACGAAAUGUCAAGUCACAGGUAAAUCCUAAGUAUUUGUAGUAUUUCCUUGGGUUAUUAUUGUUGCAAGGAAUAACUUUUUAAUAAUUAGUCAUGUCUGUUUUUAGUGCUUCAUGCUCAAGUGACAUUUCAGUCGACCUAACCGAUGCCUUUCGAAGUAUGAUACUGAACAAGCGUUUCGUGUUGUGGGAUGAUUUUGAAAGCGUCUUAAAAGAUUUCCAAAAAGUAUGGAAUUAUAAUUUUAUCGCUUCUCAGACUACUUAUACUCGUUACAUCCACACAGAAAGCAGAUUGCCGAAGGAUGUCAGGUUCAAAUACCUGUUUGUAACGUUUAAUUGUACGUUUGGUCAUAAACGGAAAUCGGAAGGUUUGAAAGUGGGGCAAAAAUCGUCUAAAUUCCGUGUAAGACUAGAGGAGCAAGGAUAUGUCAUCAAAUCCUACAACAUGCUCCACAAUCAUCCAUGUAGUAGUUCAUGGAUGGUAUGUGAUCCAUGGACAAGGAGAUUAUCGUCAGAAGAAAAAGAGAACUUGAAGCCCGUAAUACUUCACUGUGAGCCUACGUUAAAAGACGAAAUCUUACAGGGAAGCUAUAUCAAUUAUGAAAUACUAACUUCAUAGCUCAUCAACUUCUUAGGUAUUGUAGCAGAUGGAAGUUAUAUAAUACCCAGAACUUCCAAAAUUAUACAUUAACUGCAUUACCACGACGGAGAGAAGUGUAUAUAAGUAUUCAACGAAGCCAAAGAAUCCAUAAGCAUCGCAUCAUUGAGAAGUAUGGUGAACGUUUCGCAACGGAAGUUGAGAAGAAAGUGGACAAUUAUUACUUAAGAAUUCUUAAUACCAACUUGUAAACUUGAUUUUCUGCUUUAGCAGCAAUGAUUAUUCA
This is a messenger RNA of Schistosoma haematobium, 4796 nucleotides long. RefSeq lists its product as uncharacterized. The coding region runs from base 128 to 658 and encodes 176 amino acids. NCBI's taxonomy places the organism in Eukaryota, Metazoa, Platyhelminthes, Trematoda, Strigeidida, Schistosomatidae. The transcript is spliced from 2 exons. The record is from RefSeq and is a predicted model, not a curated record.